CCGUCACCUGUCAGCUGUGGUCGUUACCCCCUGAGAAAAAAACAGCAAAAUAAUUAUCAUGUUUCCCUUUUUUCUCACUAAUCGUAUAUGAAAAAAACAGAAGGAGGCUCUAAAAUGGUAAAUUGACCCCACCUCGACCUUUUUCACACAAAACGGGCCUAUAAAAAUGGUGAUAAUAUAAUUUAAAGCGAUAUGGAUAUAUUUUUGUUCAUGUUCCUAGUUUUUAUAUCUUUUUUAAUCGGUGUUAUAGUGACUCUCGUGGUGCAAUAUUAUAUUUUAUAUUCUUACUUUAAAACAAGUCCAGUGGUGACGCCAAAUGGGAAAAAAUGCUCCACUGAUUACGUUUUACCAGAGUCUUUGAAAAAACAGUUGGAGAGUGAAGAACUGAAUGAUGCGACGAGUUUAUCGGUUAGUCUAGUUUUGCAGUUUUUGUUUCAUGAAUUGAGACAUUCUGAAGCUAUCAAAAGAUGGCUAUACAAGAAAUUGAGUCUUGAGUUUGAGGAACUAUUGACGAAAACCACAAUAGGGAAAUUUUUUGAAGUCAUUAAUAUUAGGGAUAUGAACUUGGGUAAUCACUUUCCGAAUAUUAAAAAAAUCAGUAUUGAAGAUGUGAAAUUAGAUAAUAAGGAAGGACACAUAGACACAGUUAGUUUAUGUUUAGAUGUAGAUUAUACAGGAAACUUUUUACUUAGUGUUGAUGCCAAAAUGAAAUUUGGAAAAACUGCAUAUUUAUCAAUUAAGGUUAAUAAAGUCAACGGUCUUGUAAGGCUUCAGUUUACAAGACAUCCUUACACACACUGGUCUUUCAGUUUUUUUCAAGACCCGAUUAUAGAACUAGAAGUUGAAUCACACUUUCAGGGACGUCAAUUACAGUCAAAUAUCACAAGUCUCAUCGUAAAUCAAAUAAAAAAAGCCAUUAGACGAAAACACACACUACCAAAUUACAAAAUCAGAUACAAACCGUUCUUUAUUAAAACCGACCCCAGCCAACUAGACAUUGAAGAUAGCGAAAUUGUCCCUCAGGGCCAACUUGAAGUGACGUGCAUCGAUGUUACUAGACUCGAAUUGUCAAGUGCUGUGCAAAAUGUUUAUUGCACUGUGGCAGUUGACACAAUUCCGUGGAUUUGUGUGUACGAAUCAGAGGAUCGCACUUUCAUGAUUCUUGAAAUAACGAUGACUAAGUUGAAACAAGCCCAACUUGGGGUUAUUUUCAAGCCGGAGAGAAGCUCAGUGGCCGUUGAAAGCGUCUCUCCCCACAGUUGCGCCUUCAAGUCGGGCCUCAAACCCGGCGACAUUGUUCUCGCCGUCGAAAAUAAAUCCGUUUCGAGUGUUCCUCAAGUCGCCAAAUUUAUCAAAUCCGUAACUUCGACUCAUGUCACUCUUCGGGUGAAAAGACUCGUCGAUUCGUACAUUUUGCGGAAGAAACACUUCGAAAAGGGGUCAACUGAUGAGAUGGAUCAAGACGAGAGCAGUUUUAUCAUAGUUGAUAACGUGGAAACGCCGAAAAAACCCGCUGAGAAAAUCCCGAAAAGUCUUUCAAGCAACGAAAACGUCUCGAAAUUUGCUCAAACGAUCGGUAAUUUUACUUUGCGGAAACGGAAGACUUCCGUUUCGGAGAAAUCGUCAACGGAAGUGAGUUGCAAGAGUACGCCGACGUCGAGUGGGCCUGGAACGCCACAACAUGGGCUGUUUAAACAACACACAACCCCGUUGUUGGUUGGGAAAAAACAGUCAAUUUCGGAAAUACCGGAAAUUCUCCGUGAAAAUUCCGAACUUGAAGUUGUCGAAGUCGGGAAAAGUAAAGAGUUGAAUCCCACUUCGGUGCUUUAUUUCAAUGACGAUUUUCAAUUUAGUCUAAGAAAGGGGCUUAAAUACUUAAAUGUCAACGUUUGGGGCACUGUGAAUGAAGAUAAAGAUGUUUUAUUGGGAUACGCGAAUAUCCCUUUGAGCCACAUUUUAAACGAGUGUUUUAACAGCGUAUUAGGGCACUACAUGAGACGGUACUCUUUCCUCCCGCCAGCAUUUUCCCAUUCUAAUAACCAAUCACACCCACUGAUGGCACACUCUGGCUUCGAACACGUCUUUUGUUACGGCGAUAUUCUUCUGUCUUUCAUAUGGUCACACGAGGACGAUAUCGAAGUCAAACGUAAAAUGUCUCAGGACAUUUUAAACACGGACAUUGAACAAAUUUCAACUUCAACAACCCUCAAACACGAUUUUAUAAGAACUCAGUUCCACCGCACCACCCAUUGUGAUUUCUGUUCGAAAAAGAUUUGGCUCAAAGACGCGGUCCAGUGCCGCGAAUGCGGCCUCUGUUGUCACAAAAAAUGCAUAGCUAAGUGUCAAACCAGCACUGCAUGCAUACAAGGUGAGAAGAAAACCGAACCGGAAACGGUCCAACCGGAAAUAACGAUGACCGAACCCCCGGAUGAGUACACAGAGGGGGAGUUGAAACGAGUAAACAGCGUGAAAAAUUUAGCAAUUCCAGGUGCGCAAUUUCUAUCAACUGUCUCGAAAAGUCUGCCACCUUCGCCCCAGCGAACCCCAAGUCGGAAGCAAUCCAUGUCGAACAUAAACCCCUUCUCUCUGUGUCCCGGUGUUUUGGAAGAUGUGCAAAAAAAACCGGAAGAGGCGUCCGAAAGUGUCAACCGACUUUUGGAACAAGUCAUGCAGUGCCCCCCUGACGAGACGCUCAUGGACGUGGCUAAGGAAACAGGAAAACAGCUCUAUGCUCACAUGCCACAUGAGGAGAAAGUCGAAAAAGUCAAUGUGAUGAUGGCGGAAUUGAAGAAGACUCUAGAUUCGGUGACUUUGGAACAUAUGGAACUGUCGAAACAAAUGAGUAGUCAAGAAUCUGACGCCGAGAAGACAAAAAUCGCGUUUCUGAUUGGUCAAGCCGAUGCUAAGGUUCAAGGACUCUCAGUAUUGAUGCUUCAUUAUUGUUCCAGUUUGCAGCAUACCCAAGAAAAAAUAGUGUAGGCGCUUUUGUCUACUCGAAAAAAAGCAUAUCAUUGUGACCCCAGUACUUAAUUUUAGCAUUUAUGACACUCCUCUAGUCAAUUAAUUUCCACAUUGGUAGUAUUUUUAUUUUUACACGUUUUUAGGAAUUUUAAACUAUACUUACUGUGAUAGCGUAGGAUGUAGUAAAAUGAUUUUUAAUUUUAGUGACUAGAUGUGCAAAGCUGUCUCUUGGUUUUAAUAGGCAAAAAGAGUGAAACUAAGCUUUAACAUUGUUGUAUUUGUUGCGCAAAACGUCCAUGUCAGUAUUUUUUGGCAUCUUUGAUUCGACAUGCCCUAUUUAUUUGUGGAAAAAAUUUCUUAUGUAAUAUAUUUUGUACAAUAAAUUUUGCCUGCUUCACA
Messenger RNA from Tribolium madens (black flour beetle), 3360 nucleotides. RefSeq names its product PDZ domain-containing protein 8 (gene Pdzd8). Bases 193 to 2979 code for a protein of 928 amino acids. The record is from RefSeq and is a predicted model, not a curated record. NCBI's taxonomy places the organism in Eukaryota, Metazoa, Arthropoda, Insecta, Coleoptera, Tenebrionidae. Gene Ontology annotation, biological process: mitochondrial calcium ion homeostasis. The transcript is spliced from 10 exons. Gene Ontology annotation, molecular function: lipid binding; protein binding. Gene Ontology annotation, cellular component: mitochondria-associated endoplasmic reticulum membrane contact site.